Messenger RNA from Prunus avium (sweet cherry), 2706 nucleotides. The record is from RefSeq and is a predicted model, not a curated record. Lineage: Eukaryota; Viridiplantae; Streptophyta; Magnoliopsida; Rosales; Rosaceae.
AUGGCCGAGACUGCAGUGAUCAUUGUCAUUGACAAGUUGGUUUCAUUGUUAACGGAAGAAGGGAAUUUACUGAGAGGUAUUCAUGACGAGGUUACAAGCAUAAAAGAUCUUCUAGAGAGCAUGGCGUCUUUCCUAAAGGAUGCAGAUGAAAAAGCAGAAAGGGCAAACAAUAGUAGCGGCGUGAAAACUUGGGUGAAGCAAACAAGAGAAAUGGCUAGUCAUAUAGAAGAUGUCAUUGAUGAAUACAUACAUCACGUAGCACGUGAUCGUGAUAAACACGGAUUGAGUGGUUUUCUUCAUAAAACGACUCACACUGUGGGAGGGCUAUUUGCACGCCAUGAGAUAUCCUUGAAGAUUCAACUUAUCAAAAAACGCGUUCGUGAAAUUCUGAAAACAAGUGUAGCAUAUGGCUUUAAUUCAACACAGAAAAUUUCAUUUAGCUCUUCAAGAAGAGACAACAUGUUAUUUGACCAACAAAUGGCUUCCCUUUACACAGAGGAAGCUGAACUCGUUGGUAUUCAAACUUUGAGAGAUAAAUUAAUAGGUUGGUCGAUAGGAGGAGAGGUAGCAUCUAGACGCUCGGUUAGUUCACUGGUUGGAAUGGGCGGUCUAGGAAAAACCACUCUUGCAAAGAAAGUCUUUGAUAACUCAAGCUUCACAGAAUGGUUCGAUUGGCGUGCUUGGAUCACAGUGUCACAAUCAUACAAGAACGAAGAUAUACUAAGAAACAUGAUCACAGAAUUCCACCGGGCAAGGAAUGAGUCUGUUCUAGAGGGAAUUGAAACAAUGGAUUUGAGAUUGUUGAUUCACACCCUACGAGGAUAUCUUAAGGAAAAAAGGUAUGCAGUUGUCUUUGAUGACGUUUGGAGUACAAACUUGUGGGAGUGUGUAAAGCUUGCAUUACCUGAUAACAACAAUGGCAAUAAGGCCUGGGAACUCUUUUGCAAGAAGACAUUCCGAGAUUCGAGUGGAUAUUGUCCACCAGAGUUGAAGAAAUUUACAACUACUAUAGUGAGCAGAUGUGGAGGAUUGCCUCUUGCAAUUGUGGCUAUAAGUGGACUUUUAUCUACCAGAGGUGGGGAUGUGCCUCAAUGGAGAAAAUUGCAUGAUAGUCUUGGCUCUGAGCUGGAGUCUAAUCCUCAUUUAACAAAUGUCACACAAAUUCUUUCUUUUAGCUAUCAUGAUUUACCUCAUCAACUUAAACCUUGCUUCUUAUACUUUGGGACAUAUCCAGAAAAUUGCCCCAUGAGAUGUUCUACACUAAUUCGGCAAUGGAUCGCUGAAGGGUUUAUACAAGAGCAGAGAGGUAAAACAUUGGAAGAGGUUGCGAAAGAAUACUUGGCCGAACUUAUUCAAAGAAGCCUAGUACAAGUGUCAUAUGUUGAUGAAAGAGGGAUGCAUAGAGAAUGUCAAGUCCAUGAUGUGAUGCGUGAGGCCGUGAUCCUUUUAAAGACUGGAGAUAUGAGCUUUUCACAAUUUUUGGAAGAAGAUUCAAGAUUCAAUGAAAAUUCCAGGCACCUAUCUGUUGAUAGCAAUGCAUAUAAUGUUUUUGGUAGCAUUAGAAGCUCUCGUGCCCAUUCCUUGUGUUUUUUCAAUGGCAUAGGUGGGCCACAAAAUCCUUUGACUAGUUGUCGAAAUUUGUACAAAAGAUUCAAGUUCUUAAGAGUACUAGACUUUGAAGAUAGUGUGCUUGACAAUCUCCCUGAGGAAAUAGGAUACAUAUACCACUUGAAGUAUUUGAGCUUGAGGAAUACAAGAGUGAAGAUUCUUCCGAAAUCCAUGGGGAAGCUCGUGAACCUGGAGACUCUAGAUUUGAAACAAUCCCUAGUGCAUGAGAUACCAAAUGCAAUCAAUAAGCUUCCAAAGCUUAGAAAUAUUUUAGCAUACAAUAUGCACAACAACAAACAGCUGGGUCGAACUACAAGACGAGCUGUGGUAAUUCAUGAGGGGAUCGAGCAUUGGAGAAACCUGCAAAAACUGUAUAUUGUAGAGGCAACAGAUAGCCUAGUUAAAGAAAUAGGGAAUUUGAAGCAGUUAAGAAGGUUGGGCAUUCAAAAACUAGCUAGAAAACAAGGGAAAGAUCUAUGCGCCUCUAUUGGAAAGAUGUCUCACUUGCAAUCAUUGGAAGUUGUAGCCAUAAAUGGUGAUGAAAUUAUUAAUUUACAGUCUAUCUCACCUCCACCUCAACGUCUUCAAACUCUAAUUUUGAUAGGGCGUCUAAAAAAGCUGCCUGAUUGGAUUGCAGGAUCUAGUUUUUUAACUCGAUUAGAUUUAUCUUGGUCGAGACUGGCAGGGGAUCAGGAUACCUUAAAAGUCCUACAAGGUCUACCAAAUUUAGUGCGACUUUUGAUCUAUGAGGCGUUUAGUUGCGAGGAGCUGCAUUUUGAAGAAGGAUUUCCAAAACUGAAGGAGCUCAAUCUUAUAAAGUUGAACAGUUUACGGUUGAUGAGAAUUCACAAUGGAGCAUUGCCUCUUCUUGAAAGUUUGAUAAUUGGACCAAGUCCGCAACUGCAACAAGUGCCCUCCGGCAUCCGUAACCUCAAAAAUCUAAAAAAUCUAGACUUCUUGGAUAUGCCUUCGCAUUUCAUAGAUGGGAUUCAAGUUCAAGAAACAGAGCACCGUGUAGGUCCCAGAGUAAUUGUUAUGAAGACGGAAGGUGAAAGAGUCAUGACCACCAAAGUAAUAGAUUCUGCAGUUUUCAUGUAG